Messenger RNA from Paramuricea clavata, 768 nucleotides. NCBI's taxonomy places the organism in Eukaryota, Metazoa, Cnidaria, Anthozoa, Malacalcyonacea, Plexauridae. The record is from the annotation of a GenBank genome assembly.
AUGUCUACAAAAGUUGCCAUUACCAAAGAUGUACUUGCGUCCAUUCUUGACGACAAAUUAAAGCCCAUUAUGUCUACAAUGGAAGGGCUAAAAGAAUCGGUUCACUUUAUCAGUGAUAAAUUUGACACUAUUACAAAGAACUUUGAUGAGCUAGAAAAAAGAUUCUCAGCAACAGAGCUUGAGAAUAAACAUUUAAAAGCUGAAGUAUUACGAUUGUCGAGUAUUGUUGAGCAUCAUAGUGCCCAAAUCAACGACAUUGAGCAGUAUUCACGCCGUGAUUGUGUUGAGAUAGCAGGGGUGCCCGAAGGUGAACAAGAGAAUACAAAUGAAUUGGUGAUGAAAAUCGGUAACUUGAUUGGCGUGAACAUAAAUGAAAGUGAUAUCUCGGUUAGUCAUCGGUUACCUAAACCAAGCUAUAGUCAACGUGCAAGAGAAGGAAUGCCGGGAUUUAAUACAAAUCAUCCGAAGAUCAUUGUUAAGUUUGUGCGAAGGGUCACUAAGGAUCAAUUCUACAGAGCUCGAAAACACUUAAAAGAUAAAUCAACACGUGAUAUUGGAUUUUCCACAGCAUCAGUCAACAAGAUUUUCAUAUCCGAAAGCUUAACAUCAAAAAACAGGGAACUUUUCAAAGAGUGUCUUCAGUUCAAGCGUGACCAUUAUCUUAAAUUCAUAUGGACGAGAUCUGGGCGAGUUUUUCUGCGCAAAGAUACAAACAGUCCAAUUCAUGUUAUCUCUACUAAAAUGGAUCUACAAGCAUUAUCCCGAUAA